GUGUCAGGCAGCGAGGACGUCGGCAGCAACAGAAGCAGAAGAUGAUGAUGGAUCUGUCAGUGCUUCCGAAUAAUAACCACCCCGAGAAGUUCCUGCAGCUGGACGUGAAGAACUUGGCGACAAGUCCAAGUUUCAUGCAGGCGGGCUUUGCAGCGGGGGCGGCUUUAUCUGGGCAGCGAAACUGGCAGAACCGCGUCUACCUUCAGAGAGAAAGGAAAAAUACAGACAAGGACCAUGGAAACGGGUCACCAGAAAGCAGCCCAGUACUGCUGGACAAGUUUCUUGGGAAACACAUCACACCCAUCACCCUGAACUCGAAAAUCAAGAGGAAUCCACUUUACUCAGAUAUGAGGACAACAGACGAGUUGGACACGAGGAAGACAAAGCCUUCAUGGACAAUUCAAGAAUAUGACCGCCAUUCAGUGCAUUCGAAUCUGGUAAACUACUUGAAGGAAGACCCAAACGAGCUGCGCUUUUGGAUGGAAGACCCUUAUACACCUGGCUAUGACUCCUUACUGAAAAAGAAGGAGAUGGAAGCGAGGCGAGCACAAAUCUGUAAAUGUGUAGCCGUGGCCUCAGGACUUGUCCUCAUUUUGAUUGUUAUCAUCACUGUUUCUGUUCUUGUCACGCUCCACAGACAAUGAUUUUAUGUUAAUUAAGCAGAGGUUCUCCAGUUUUAAUCUCGGUUCGGACAACACCAGUCUGUCACACAUGAGCUUGCAGUUAGUGUUAUGAUCCUGGAAAUGUAAAAAAUUAAAAGCAAUUUACUGUUUU
Polypterus senegalus (gray bichir) is the source of this 774-nucleotide messenger RNA. Its product is annotated as major intrinsically disordered NOTCH2-binding receptor 1-like. The record is from RefSeq and is a predicted model, not a curated record. Lineage: Eukaryota; Metazoa; Chordata; Cladistia; Polypteriformes; Polypteridae. The coding region runs from base 42 to 644 and encodes 200 amino acids. The transcript is spliced from 3 exons.